UUGGCCAGCCGUUGUUUCUUUCCGUUGCUCUCGGUGACAACUGGGAGCUGAAACAGUCGGUGGUUUACUGGCUACUAAAGUGAGAAAUAUGCGCUCACUCGUCGGACUAAUCGCUGUAGUUGUGUUAGCCAGCUUGUACCUGUACUCACUGUCCCUGUACCUGCCCGCGGCACCCCGACGACGUCCUCAUCCAGCUGCCGAAAGAGAACAUGUGGACACAGCAGAGUCUGAGCGGCCCCCUGACAGCUCAGAAGAAGCCAGCAGGCUGAAGUUCCCUUCAGACUUGGAGGAGCUGAGAGAACUGGCUGAGCUUCUGCAGUUUUACAAGACAGAGCACACUGGAUAUGUCCUGCUACUCUUCUGUAGUGCAUAUCUGUACAAGCAGUCCUUUGCCAUUCCUGGAUCCUCGUUCCUGAACAUUCUUGCAGGAGCUAUAUUUGGACCAUAUCAAGGACUGCUGCUAGCCUGUGUGCUCACCACUGUGGGCUCCACCAUGUGCUACCUCCUGUCCCAGGCCUUCGGAAAGCACUACAUUGUGAACCUCUUCCCUGAUAAAGUCUCCAUGCUACAGAGGAAGGUUGAGGAGAACCAGGACUGUCUAUUCUUCUUUCUGCUCUUCCUACGAUUCUUUCCCAUGACACCCAACUGGUUUCUGAACAUGUCUGCCCCGAUUGUAAACAUCCCGAUCAUGUUCUUCUUCUGCUCAGUCUUCAUUGGUCUCCUGCCGUACAACUUCAUCUGUGUCCAGACAGGCGUCAUGCUAUCUGAGGUAUCAUCGCUUGAUGACUUGUUCUCCUGGGAGCGGCUGCUGCAGCUGCUGGCCAUCGCCUGCAUGGCUCUGCUGCCCGGUGCCCUCAUCCGCCACUACAGUCAGAGGCGUCUCAAACUGGAUGUCCGGUCACAGAAUGGACUCAUCACAGAUAAGAAGGUCCAGUGAUUUAUUCUGUAAAUGACUUUGUUCUUGGUGUUUUGGUGUGCUCUGCCCUCAAGAGUGAAUGUAUGUGAAGUGGAGACUCACAAAACCUUUGCACACACGUGUGUGUGACAGCCUCUUUUAUCUGGAGUGCUUUAUUUCUCUGGAGCCACCUGGACAUGGGAAAGGGAUUUUAACUUUAAAAAAAAUGAUGAGACUGUCACAGUGGGAUUUGAAGCUGAGUGUGCUGUGUUACCAAAUGUUGGUGUUUCUGUACCACAACAACAGCAUACACAGCAUCUGUAUAUAGAUGUGUGUGUGUACAGUAUUCAUAUUGAGAGGGGGAAGGAUUUUUUAGGAAAAUUUGCUCCUGCACUCAUUAUAUUAUUAAGUGAGUGUUCAAAGUGCCUGAACUUCUACCUCCAGCAUGAACACGCGGAAAAAUGUAUGUAAUAUUAAAAGCCUACCUAUGUUUGUACGAGCUGGAUGGUUCAUAUGAUCGUUUUGUUGGGUUCAUGUAAACAAUGUUAUUUGUAACUGAAAUACUAUUUGCAGUAUAAACUACACAACUUGAAGUUGUAUUUUACUUGUUUGACAAUCACAUUUUACAAUUUCAGUGUAAAUUGUAAUAAAGUAUAUAGGGCAGUUUUUUUUUUUACUAUUUUUCAACUCUGAACUGUUUUUCACAUUGUACAGUGUAAUUUAGAGACCAGUAUUUGGCCUCAGAAAGACCAGAGUACCAUGUCCACAUGUCAUUCUGAGGAACCAGUUGAAUUAUAUUACGAUUUUUGUGACUAAAUGUACAGCCCUGAUUUAAUGUGUCUUGAUGUUAAUGAGCUGGAUUCUUAUUUGAAAGUGAAUGUGCAGUUAAUUCAGGCAGUGUGAGGCCUCUGUUAAAUCAAGCUUUAAUAUUGCUUCAAAAUCCAUCUUUGCUGCCUCUUAUCAUGUGUGUUGAAGAGCAGCAUUCUGGUCCUACUGCGUGUGUGUUUCAUAAAGUGUUAUUUUCUUUCUUCAUGUGGGUUAAAGUGUAAAAUGUUGUCUCUGCAAUUUCGUUUCCCCAGACAUGUAAAUUCUUUUAAAUAUAAUUCAUGGCAGUGACAUUUGCAGUAUGUCGGAUCACAAAUGAUGUGGCACUUUUUUUAUUUCAGAAGUGGAAAAAUCUUUGAAAUAAUAAAACGGUAAA
Messenger RNA from Seriola dumerili (greater amberjack), 2096 nucleotides. RefSeq names its product transmembrane protein 41A (gene tmem41aa). Bases 89 to 937 code for a protein of 282 amino acids. The transcript has 5 exons. The record is from RefSeq and is a predicted model, not a curated record. Lineage: Eukaryota; Metazoa; Chordata; Actinopteri; Carangiformes; Carangidae.